Thermochaetoides thermophila DSM 1495 is the source of this 1620-nucleotide messenger RNA. RefSeq lists its product as uncharacterized. The transcript is spliced from 3 exons. Gene Ontology annotation, molecular function: RNA binding. Lineage: Eukaryota; Fungi; Ascomycota; Sordariomycetes; Sordariales; Chaetomiaceae. Bases 1 to 1620 code for a protein of 539 amino acids. The record is from RefSeq and is a predicted model, not a curated record.
AUGGGCAAGACCAAGGAUACCAAAGCCGUCAAGGCCAAGGCUGUCGAAAAGGCCGCUAAGCCGGCCAAGGUCGCGCCGAAGGAGGUCGCCACUUCCAAGGCUAAGGCCGUCGAGGUCAAGAAGAACAAGAAGAAGGUCGAGUCGGAGUCUGAGAGCGAGUCUGAGUCUUCUGAGUCGGAGAGCGAGUCCGAUUCUGAGUCCAGCGCCAGCAGCUCCGAUGAGGAAGAGACCAAGAAGAGCGCCAGCGACUCUGAGUCCUCCGAUUCUUCGUCUUCUGAGUCUGAGUCGGAUUCCGAGAGCGACUCUUCUGAGUCCGAUUCCGAUGUCGAGAUGACAGACGCCAAGCCCCUGACCAACGGCAAGGCCAAGGCUGCUAAGGUCAACGGCGCCAAGGCCAGCGAAUCUGAGUCUGAGUCUUCUGAGUCUGAUUCCGAGACUUCUGAGUCUGAUUCUUCCGAGUCGGACUCUGAGGAUGAGGAGGAGAAGCCCAAGGCUGCUGCCAAGCAGGAAAAGGCUAAGCCCAAGAAGGCCGAGUCUGAGUCUGAGAGCGAUAGCGAGAGCGAGAGCGAGUCUUCUGACUCUGAAACCUCUGAGUCGGAGUCGGACGAGGAGUCUGAGGAGGAGAAGCCCGCCGCUGCCAAGGGCAAGGACGACAAGAAGGCCGAGGCCAAGUCUGAGUCGGAGUCUGAGUCCGACUCUGAGUCUGAGUCGAGCGAGUCUAGCUCUGAGUCUGAGUCCGAGUCUGAGUCCGAGUCUGAGUCUGAGGAGGAGUCUGAGGAGUCUGUCGAAGAGAAGCCCGCUGCUAAGGAGAAGUCGUCCAAGAAGCGCAAGGCCGAGGAGGAGCCCGAGUCGGCCGCCGCUGAUGUCAAGAAGACAAAGGGUGACGCCAAUGCACAGACCUCUGAGAAGACGGCCACCCUCUGGGUCGGUAACCUCGGCUGGGCCGUCGACGAUAAGGCUCUGUAUGAAGAGUUUGAGAAUUGCGAGGGUAUCGUCAGCGCCCGCGUCGUGACCGACAAGGACUCCCGCCGCUCCCGCGGCUUUGGCUACGUCGACUUCACCUCUCCUGAUGCCGCCGAGAAAGCUUACAACGAGAAGAACGGCGCCCACCUCCAAGGCCGCGAGAUGCGUCUGGACUUCGCUUCCAAGCCGGCCGAGGGCAAUGAUCCCACUACCCGUGCCGCGGAGCGUGCCCGCAAGCAUGGCGAUGUCAUCAGCCCCGAGAGCGACACCCUCUUUGUUGGAAACCUGUCCUUUAACGCUACUGAGGAGUCUGUCUCCGAGUUUUUCAACUCUGUCGCUGCUGUCCAGAGCCUCCGUAUCCCGACCGAUCAGGAGUCUGGCCGCCCCAAGGGCUUCGCCUACGUGACCUUUAACUCGGUCGAGGACGCCAAGACCGCCUUCAAUCAGCUUAACGGCUCCAACUUGGACGGCCGUCCCGUCCGUCUCGACUUCGCCAAGCCCCGCGACAGCAACGGGGGCGGCAAUGGCUUCCGUGGCGGUCGCGGCGGUGGCCGUGGUGGUGCUCGUGGCGGCCGUGGUGGCGGUGGCCGCGGCGGCGCCCGUGGCGGCAACAAGAGCGCCGGCACUGCCUUCCAGGGCAAGAAGAUCACCUUCUAA